AGCCGUGCUGGCCAGAGAUCUUGGCCGAGCACGCACUUGGUUCCAGAGCCGCUAGGCCAUCGCGGGACUCGUACGCAUCGAACCUUUCACUUCAGUUGUUGCGUAUGUUAUCAUUAAACACAUGUCUGGUUGCUUGCAUAUUUUGUGCACCAUGCACCUUGUCAUUGUCUCCUGGUAAGUAUUCACCGACUGUCUUAGAGCAGGGGUGCGCGGACCCUCUUUGGGGGAAGCCAUUCGAAGUGGACCCAUUGUGGGCAAACCAGACUGAAUUUCUGGAGACGUUUGACCUGGCGUUCGGUGCAGCUCAUGGAUAUAACAAUUUGGACGGCCCAAACUGGUUCCCCUCGAAGGAUUGGUUUUCCCUGGAAAGGAGAGCGCCGAGUCAAAAAAUGGUAACGACCAUAAAUGUGGUGAUUAGCGUGACUAACCAAACGCUCCCGCAGUGGUGCUACGACAUCAUUGAUGGAAGAUGGGGUAAUGACGUGUCGCUCUCUGCGUACGUCAAAACGGAGGGUCUUAGCGGUGAGCAGGUGUUGAGAGUAAGCGACCGUCUGGAGAUGAUCGCUAUUCCCAAUGUUGGGCGAAACGAGCAUGCUUACGUGUGGCAUCUGGCGCGCAAAGCCACGUCCUUCGCAGACGUUGAAAUUUUUACCAAGACCAACGGUGUGAAUUGCCACGUGGACGUUCGAGAAGCGAUGAUAAAAUUCAUGGUGGACCAAGCGCGGAAUGGUACUCAUGGAUCGGUGUCCUAUCCGUGGGAGUAUGACCGGCGGUACCUGCAGCUACGGUGCGACCCAUCAUGGAGAGAUUUUCCGCUCUAUCAUGGAUUUUGCGAGUCCAGUGCCAAGGGGGCCACAAUCACCGCGAGUAAUUACAAAAACGGCAGUGUUCCUCUGUAUCUGGUUUCGUCACGGGUUACCGCGAGCAAAGGCCCAGCCGAUCUCAGUUUUGCGCUGCGCCAGUUGCCGCAGCCGCUCCCUUUCAUCCACGAAGCGUAUGGCGAAGGCAUGCUCGCUGUGCGGAAGGACGUGCUGAAACAGUUUUCCGCCCGUUGGUACCGCGAGUGGAGGGACAUCACCUUUGCGACUAGUUGGGGAGCCGUGUACGAUGGCCACCACCACGACCAGGCCAUGAUGGACACCUUCCCUUUGCUGUUCGGACGGGCGAACUACAGAUCAGAAUUUCCAGCAUGGCUCGUUUCCCCAAGCACAGUGGAUUUGUUCGAUAGGGUCGACUUGGUGAAUAAGUUCAAGGGUGACUAGGGUCGGCUUGAUUCAGGACAUGUGCUAAGACGCGCGCUGCCGCGCUGCGUCCCGAAAUCGCCUGGCGCAUUCCGCACUGGGGCUCACCAAUGUCGGAGUACGGUUUGUUUCCUGCUGUUAUUUUCCCGAGCUCUCGUGCGUUGGGUAUUCGUUUUGAACAGAGCUCGGGUGCUUCCGUUUCUCUUCCCUUCUCUCCGGCGUCCUCCCGCGACCGUGCACUCCUAAAUUCUCACGUCUCCUCUCAGUCCCCAUGGAUUGUUGCUCAGGCUGGAGCGGGUGCAAGGGGAAGGGCCUCAGUGUGAAUGUAGCGACGGGACUAUAAGUCUCCUCACGUGUACACCCACGGUUUAAAAGAUAGUAGCUCUGAGGUGUCAGCAGCUUCCUGCUGACGCGUUGGCUCCUCAACAGUGCCUGCACUUGCCUGCAGCCAAGGCUAUGCUUCACCUAUUUGUCUUUGUCCCCCCUUGCACCGCUCUUAGUGUUCACCCACUUUAAAAGGUACUAACUCAGGCACGCUCCCGCAUCUGUGGUGUAUGCGCCUUGUGGCGCGGCCUCAGCUUGUUCAUCCCUUGACCUGCUGUUGCCUCUGCUCUGCUUCGUUCUUCACUCAGUGGUCUUCCCGCCUCUUCUCUCUCCAUUUCGGCUUCGACAUUCCUGCCGUACGACCGGCCGGCCGACCGAGGAAG
Molecule: messenger RNA, 1948 nt
Organism: Prorocentrum cordatum
Lineage: Eukaryota; Dinophyceae; Prorocentrales; Prorocentraceae
Source: the annotation of a GenBank genome assembly